CAAGUAAUACUUUGGGAGACACAGCAGCCAUGUCGAAAAUCUCUGUCGCAGGCGUUCGUCAGAACGUUAAGGAACUCCUCGAGUACAGCAAUGAGACCAAGAAGAGGAACUUCCUCGAGACCGUCGAGCUCCAGAUCGGCCUCAAGAACUACGACCCCCAGCGUGACAAGCGUUUCUCCGGAACCGUCAAGCUUCCCACCGUCCCCCGUCCUCGCAUGAGCAUCUGCGUUCUCGGUGACCAGCACGAUAUCGAUCGUGCCAAGCACCACGGCGUUGACGCCAUGAGCUCUGACGACUUGAAGAAGUUGAACAAGAACAAGAAGCUCAUCAAGAAGCUCGCCAGGAAGUACGAUGCUUUCGUCGCCUCCGAUGCCUUGAUCAAGCAGAUUCCCCGUCUCCUCGGUCCUGGUCUCUCCAAGGCCGGAAAGUUCCCUUCUCCCGUCUCUCACGCUGAGGACCUUGCCAACAAGCUCACUGAGGUCAAGUCCACCAUCAAGUUCCAGCUCAAGAAGGUUCUCUGCAUGGGUGUCGCCGUCGGCAACGUCGGUAUGACCGAGGACGAGUUGAUCUCUAACAUCAUGUUGGCCAUCAACUACCUCGUCUCCCUCUUGAAGAAGGGCUGGCAGAACGUUGGUAGCCUUACCAUCAAGGCUACCAUGAGCCCUCCCAAGCGCCUCUACUAGACAAUUCAUCUGUCUUGGACUUUGAAAGUGGUCACCCUUAAUUGGACCCACUUGCGAGGUUGACAGGUUUUUUGGGCAGUAAUGUAGCUAGAUACUCACAUGAAUCCAAACCAUGAAGCCCAAAUCUUUCUCUCCCACUUUUCUUUGCAAAAUUCUGUGAUGUCUGUGCUACGACAUCAAACUUUGACAGCAAACUGCACCGUGCCAUUUUACGAGCUUUCCCAAUGCAAGCCUACCCUCUGUGCCUCUCUCUCAGUCUAAGGGGGAGUCGGACAUAGUCCUGGUCACCCACUGUUGUUACGAUCACAUCUGAACGCCUAUGUA
This is a messenger RNA of Aaosphaeria arxii CBS 175.79, 1007 nucleotides long. Its product is annotated as 60s ribosomal protein-like protein L10A. Gene Ontology annotation, cellular component: large ribosomal subunit. Lineage: Eukaryota; Fungi; Ascomycota; Dothideomycetes; Pleosporales. The transcript is spliced from 5 exons. Gene Ontology annotation, biological process: translation. The coding region runs from base 30 to 683 and encodes 217 amino acids. The record is from RefSeq and is a predicted model, not a curated record. Gene Ontology annotation, molecular function: RNA binding; structural constituent of ribosome.